Solanum pennellii is the source of this 1282-nucleotide messenger RNA. Its product is annotated as cinnamoyl-CoA reductase 1. Lineage: Eukaryota; Viridiplantae; Streptophyta; Magnoliopsida; Solanales; Solanaceae. Gene Ontology annotation, molecular function: oxidoreductase activity, acting on the CH-OH group of donors, NAD or NADP as acceptor. Bases 85 to 1083 code for a protein of 332 amino acids. The transcript is spliced from 5 exons. The record is from RefSeq and is a predicted model, not a curated record.
UUUCCAUUAACUUGAGAUUACUCACUAUUUCUUUUUCCUCUUAUUUUCCCUUCAUAAUUUAUUCUACCGGCAGUAAAAGUAAGCAUGCCAUCAGAAUCCGGCAAAGUUGUUUGUGUCACCGGCGCCGGAGGUUUCAUUGCCUCUUGGCUCGUUAAACUCCUUCUAGAAAAAGGCUACACUGUCAGAGGAACCGUUCGAAACCCUGAUGACUCCAAAAAUGGUCACUUGAAAGAACUUGAAGGUGCAAAGGAGAGACUGAUUCUGUUGAGAGCUGAUCUUCUAGACUAUCAGAGUUUGAGAGAAGCAAUUUAUGGCUGUGACGGAGUUUUCCACACCGCCUCCCCUGUCACUGAUGAUCCAGAACAAAUGGUGGAGCCAGCAGUUAUUGGGACCAAGAAUGUGAUAACAGCAGCAGCAGAAACCAAAGUUCGAAGAGUUGUGUUUACUUCUUCAAUUGGUACAGUAUACAUGGACCCCAACCGGGCCCCUGAUAAAGUUGUGGACGAGACUUGCUGGAGUGAUCUUGACUACUGCAAGAAUACUAAGAAUUGGUACUGCUAUGGGAAGACAGUGGCGGAAAAGACAGCGCGGGAUGAGGCAAGGGAAAAGGGAGUGGAUUUGGUUGUGAUUAAUCCAGUUUUGGUGCUUGGACCACUGCUUCAACCAACAGUGAAUGCCAGUGUUCUUCACAUACUCAAGUACCUAACUGGAUCUGCUAAAACAUAUGCCAAUUCAAUUCAGGCGUAUGUUCAUGUUAAGGAUGUGGCACUAGCCCACAUACUUCUCUACGAAGCUCCUUCUGCAUCUGGCCGCUAUAUCUGCGCGGAGAGCGUGCUUCAUCGCGGUGACGUGGUUGAAAUUCUCGCCAAAUUCUUCCCGGAGUAUCCAAUCCCCACCAAGUGUUCGGAUGAAACGAGGCCAAGGGCAAAACCGUACAUAUUCACGAACCAAAAGCUAAAGGACUUGGGUUUGGAGUUUACUCCAGUAAAACAGUGCUUAUAUGAGACAGUGAAGAGUCUGCAGGAGAAGGGUCACCUUCCAAUUCCUACUCAAAAUGAUGAACCUAUUAAAAUUCACUCUUAAUUAUAAUUAAUUAGCUCUUAAUUAACUGCUAUUAAGGGACGAUUAUUAAUGUUAAAAGGCUUCCCUCUUUUUUGUACCAAAUUAAAAUAAAGAAAGAGCUACUGCGUGUGCUUAUGAAAUGUUUGUAGUGUUCCUAAUUUUGUGUUUCAAAAAAAGUGUUACUUAGAAAGAAAAAAAAAUCCCAAUAUAUAUUCUCAUA